Molecule: messenger RNA, 585 nt
Organism: Colletotrichum graminicola M1.001
Lineage: Eukaryota; Fungi; Ascomycota; Sordariomycetes; Glomerellales; Glomerellaceae
Product: TspO/MBR family protein
Exons: 3
Coding region: 1-585 (194 amino acids)
Cellular component (GO): mitochondrial outer membrane
Source: RefSeq, a predicted model, not a curated record
AUGACAACCUUCAUUCCUGCCUUGACCUUGCCCCACCAGGUCUUCGAGAACGCCGCCGCCUCGAUCCUGCUCCCCAUAGCUUUGGGAACCGCCGUCGGCUAUUCUACGCGACCCAAAGCCACGCAAAAGACCUAUGGCGCGAUCAAGAACCCGCCCUACCGCCCUCCCCCAUGGGUUUUUGGUCCGGCUUGGACCCUCCUCUAUGGUCUGAUGGGCUACGCUGCCCACCGUGCCACCCACACCGGCCUAUCCCCGUUCUCCUCCAUCGAGCACAUCAAGAUGACCAAGCAGGGCGCGACCCUCUACACCAUCCAGCUGGGUCUCAAUCUUAUUUGGAUGCCCCUUUUCUUCGGUCUCAAGCGCCCUAUCGAGGCCACCGUUGACAUCGCUGCUCUCCUCUGUGUCAACACCUACCUGACCUACCUCUGGGGCUCCGUCGAUGCCGUCGCCGGCGCCUGCCUCGUUCCCUACCUCGGCUGGCUCUCCUUCGCGACCUACCUGUGCGCGGGGGCGGGGUACCUGAACGACUGGGACAUCAAGGGUGCUGAGGAGCGCGCUGCCGCCGCCGCGGACAAGAAACAGUAG